Striga asiatica is the source of this 1814-nucleotide messenger RNA. The record is from the annotation of a GenBank genome assembly. Lineage: Eukaryota; Viridiplantae; Streptophyta; Magnoliopsida; Lamiales; Orobanchaceae.
CUCAUUUCCAAUUAGUCGCCAUUUAUUUAGGCUUGCCAACCCUUCUUUAGUUUAGAGCAUGGCGGUAUGUAUUUUGUUGGGCGGCCUUCAACAUUGAAAAUUAAAGCCCACAUAAACUUCCAUCAUUUUCAGGCUUAUCAGUUAUCAUGAUUUGGGAAUUGGGUUGUUGGGCCUCACUUAAGUAAGCUCAAUAUUUUUCCGGUAAAUCCAAUGCUCACUAGUCACUACUGAGUCAAUGCAGCUCCCCAAUUAAACAAAACAGAUGAAAAUUAUAAUUCGCAAAAUUCUGUCCUUUGCAGCUUCCCAAAGGCUCUUCACAGUCUCACUUACCUUCCCAGCAGCCAUCAGCCCUUGGCUCUAAUUGCUGUUAAACUAUAUUAAUUAGUAAUUAUUCCUUCUUGGGCCGACUCUUUGUCUCUGACUUGAAGCUUGGUUUGAUCCGAUCAUGGCUCAUUCAGUCCUGUGUCAGGUCCCUGUAACGAUCUCCGUCAAGAAUGAUGCUUUUGUUCCCAAUUCCAUUUUUAAGAGCAAAAAUGUGUCCCUACACGAAAAUUCACGGACAUCUCGUGCAUUUUCGGACGUCAAAAUUGCAAAUUUAUGGAAAAGGGCUCGACCCGUGGUCUGCAUGUCAGUGCAACAGGCAAACGAACCGAAAGUUGCGGUUUCACCCCUUAAUUUAGAGGAUGCAAAAGAGCCUCCGCUACAUUUGUACAAGAACAAAGAACCAUACACAGGAACAAUUGUGUCUGUCGAGAGGCUCGUGGGCCCGAGAGCUCCUGGGGAGACGUGUCAUAUCGUGAUCGAUCAUGGGGGAAAUGUCCCUUACUGGGAAGGGCAGAGUUACGGGAUUAUUCCUCCCGUAUCAUCAACGAGAUAUGGUGACUUCUUUGACGGCAAGACAGCAACUUUAUGUGUUAGGCGUGCUGUUUACUACGACCCUGAGACGGGAAAAGAAGACCCGUCAAAGAAAGGAGUGUGCAGCAAUUUUCUAUGUGAUUCAAAGCCUGGCGACAAGGUUCAAAUAACAGGUCCCUCCGGAAAAAUAAUGCUCCUUCCGGAAGACGACCCGAACGCCACCCACAUCAUGAUCGGCACGGGCACAGGCGUGGCUCCUUUCCGAGGCUACCUUCGGCGCAUGUUCAUGGAAGCUGUCCCCACCUUCAAAUUCGGCGGCCUCGCCUGGCUUUUCUUAGGGGUGGCCAACAGCGACAGCCUGUUGUACCACGAGGAGUUCUCGCGGUAUGCUCGGGACCACCCAGAAAACUUCAGGUACGAUCUUGCCCUCAGCCGAGAGCAGACGAACAGGACAGGUGGCAAGAUGUACGUGCAAGACAGAAUCGAGGAGUACAGUGAUGAAAUCUUCGGGCUAUUGGAUCGUGGGGCCCACAUAUACUUUUGUGGGCUCAAAGGGAUGAUGCCUGGAAUACAGGAGACGCUGAGGAGGGUGGCUGAGAGUCGAGGGGAGAGCUGGGACGAGAAGCUAUCUAAGCUGAAGAAGAACAAGCAAUGGCACGUUGAAGUCUAUUGAUCGGGUUGUAUUUUUAUUUUUAUUUUUUUUAUUAUUAUUUCGGGAUUGUGCUCGAGUUAGAAACUCGGAUUUGUUGUUUCUUGAUGGGGAAGGUUUAUGAACUUGGGAUAUAUGUCUGGAAGGCCAUUCUGUGAAACUCUCGUGUGGUGGAUGUGAACCUGUUGCUGGUGUUCAUUUCAUGGCCAUUGAAAUUCUAUCUUUGUUUUGAUGCAAAUGAAUGUCUGAAUUGGAAUUCUUGAUGCGUACAAUUGGAUAUGAAUACAACCGGUUUUGAUUGGUUCUUUUA